GAUGGCGCAAAAAAAUUUACCUGUACAAUAAGCCUUACUGGGCGCUACAAAAACCUUUUGUUUAGGUUUUUAUACUUUGGGGUAUCAACAAAAUGGAUGAUUCUCAAAUUGGCCCGCUUGCAACCAUUGCAAAACCAACACAGAUCUAUCGCUAUCUUAGGAAUCGCCAUCUCAUCUCGCCCAUAUUUCUCCAUCGCACCCUUUCUUACAUGAAGCAUCGAAUGUCUCGGUCUCAUAAAGCCAGAAAAAACUUCAAAGUCGAUUCUAUUUACGUCCGGGUAGCUGCGAAAAAUGAUGAUGAUAAUAGUAGUGAAAGAAAAAUCCAAAAUCUGUCUAUUGCUUGUGUUGGAGUAUUUUCAAAAAACUUUGACAACAAAAUGCGAGCUAACCUGGAACUGUCCUUAGUUAAAUUCUGUCAUAAGAAAAGAAAUGAUCCUCAUUCACCUGUUAGUUCUGUUACAAUUGGCAGCUGUGAAAUUCCUAUCAAUCCGAAUGAUCAAGCGCCCACUCCAGUUACCUUGACAGUGCCAAAAGAAUUUUUUAGUUUAUCAAAUGGGCAACUAGUCAAAUAUUACUCUCUCCAUUUUAAAAUCACUGCAACUAAAUCAUCUGUUAAUGGAGAAACUAAAAGUGACGAUAGUGAUACUCCAUCCUUUAAAAAGAGAAAAGUUUCUCAUUCUGAAGAAUUCACUAGAGAGUUAACAGUAAUCGAUCGUAAUCAUAAAUGUGUUUUGACCAACGGAGAAUAUCAGAUCGUUCUCGUGGAGGCUUCACAAGAAACAAACACUAGCCAAGUCAACAAUCAGGUUAACAACCAUAAAGUCUCAUCGUGGGAAUCUGUCUCACGAGCUCAAGAUAACAGUGCUGUUGUUUUUGAAAAAGGCCCUGUAUUAGUAUUCCAUUUAAUGUGGACUGAUAAUCCUGGGAAAUUACUUCUUCUCAAUCUACCUCUUAGCUGCCCAAACAAUGAAAAUAAUUCUUUACUCUACAAUGGAGGAACACAAAAUCAACUUCUAAAGAAAAACGGAUUAAAAACAUGCUCCAGUAGCUCAUCUGUUUCCAACUUGGAUUUAAUAGAAAAAAAUACCAAAGCCAGUGGUAAAAUAACUUAUAGAUUCCUCCAUGGUGAAGUUGUGCUACAACAAACAAAAUCAAGUCAAGACUUGAAGUGCCCAUGGUGCUCUUUAAAAUGUAAAGUGGUUAUGUCUUUAAUGCAUCACUUGAAAAACUGUCACAUGAGGUUCAACUUUUCACUCAUUCCAGACCCAAAAGGGUAUAAAAUUAAUGUUACCGUUAACGAAAACUUUGAUGGUUCUUAUGCGGGUAAUCCAUAUGACCUUUCUCAUCCGACUAUUGGCCAUGCAUUCAGCAAAAAAGGUCCAGUUCGGAGGUCUCCUGUCACUCAACUCAUUUAUCUUAAACCAAAAAAGCUUUCACUGCCACAAUUUGUUAAAACAGACGAUCCUGAUGGAAUUAUUUCCAUUAGACCUUAUAUAAGAGGUCAUAAUAGACAAUAUUACCAAUCCACAGAUUGUUUUCCAAUUAAACCUCAAGAAAUUGAUGAAGAUAGCGAGGCUGAAAUCGAUCCGGAAUGGAUGAGAAUAAAAACUCAAUUGAUGAUUGAUGAGUUCACAGACGUGAAUGAAGGAGAAAAAGAAGUUAUGAAGUUAUGGAAUCUUCAUGGAAUGAAGCAUGGAUAUGUUGGUGACUGUCAAAUUCCUGCAGCUUGUGAGAAAUUUGUUGACCAGUACUGGCAGGAAAUUUUCAAUCGUGGUUUAUACAAAAAUUUCAUUCUUCAUUUAAACAAUUUAUUCGACUUUGGCAUAUUACCUGCUACUCACAUGAGAUCAGUUAUUAAAAGACUGAAUCAAUAUAGGAAGCAAAUAAUAAAAAAGCAAGAGUCGAAUAAGUGAGCAUGACUUUGAUAUUUUUUAUUCUUUUUCAUCAUCAUCAUUUUAAUAUUAUUUACUUAUUUGCCACUGAUUUCAUCUAAUGUCUUCAGUAUUUGUCUUACCAAAUAAACAAAAUCGGUAAUAACAAUUUUUCCAUCGAAGCUCUAAUUCAAACUCAAAAUUUCUUUCGUAAUUUAAUAAUUUAACCAACUAUAUUUUCAUCUAAAUAAUGUUAUGAUUACUGGAUGAAUCUCUUUUUGAGUUUCAUUUAAUCCAAAAAGUAUGAAGGUACACUUAAAGCAAAUAAAAUAAAAUAAACUAUUGCAAAUAGA
Tetranychus urticae (two-spotted spider mite) is the source of this 2224-nucleotide messenger RNA. RefSeq names its product Polycomb protein Su(z)12 (gene Su(z)12). Gene Ontology annotation, cellular component: ESC/E(Z) complex; nucleus; RSC-type complex. The record is from RefSeq and is a predicted model, not a curated record. NCBI's taxonomy places the organism in Eukaryota, Metazoa, Arthropoda, Arachnida, Trombidiformes, Tetranychidae. Gene Ontology annotation, molecular function: chromatin DNA binding.